Cataglyphis hispanica is the source of this 629-nucleotide messenger RNA. It is a transcript of the gene crcp, whose product is annotated as DNA-directed RNA polymerase III subunit RPC9. Gene Ontology annotation, cellular component: RNA polymerase III complex. Lineage: Eukaryota; Metazoa; Arthropoda; Insecta; Hymenoptera; Formicidae. Gene Ontology annotation, biological process: transcription initiation at RNA polymerase III promoter. The record is from RefSeq and is a predicted model, not a curated record. Bases 170 to 553 code for a protein of 127 amino acids. Gene Ontology annotation, molecular function: nucleotide binding. The transcript has 3 exons.
UUAUCAGUAUUGUUAGUUUGUAUCAGUCAAUGUUUGGAAGUUACAAAAAUAAUUAACCUAUUAAGCAUCGUAACGUUGGGAAUUCAAACAUUUAAAUAACCUCUCAUAAAAAAAAUAUAAUUUUUCAUAACAGAAUUAGCAUUAAAACUUUUUUACCUAAAAACACGACAUGAAAGUUGUAAAAGGAAAUUGGAAUACUCUUUUGAGCAAUUACGAGGUUCUAGAUAUUUUGCGAAAUACGAAGUCCUAUAAAAAACAAAAACCAAAUCAAUUAGCGACCAUCACUUAUCAGACAAUCAAAUAUUUGGAGAACAUGCCGUGCAAGACGCAGAACCCUGAGAAAAUCAGGGAGUUUUUAAAAGCAAUGGAGCCCUUCAAAUUGACUAAAGCUGAAAAGCUUGCUCUUCUCAAUCUCUGUCCUACUCGACCAAUCGAAAUACAAUUGUUGAUAGAAGAAAGCGAGGAACGUCUAUCGGAGGAAGAAUUGGAAACUGUGCUGCAAAUAGUCGCAAAUGUGCGAGGCGAUUACGAAUAUAAAGAAGAAGAGACUUAAUCUACAUCUUAACAUACCUUAUUUAAAUAUAUUUUAUAUGUACAUUUUAUUUUAUAAUAAAACAUGUGACUGGAAA